This is a messenger RNA of Syngnathoides biaculeatus (alligator pipefish), 13334 nucleotides long. RefSeq names its product sacsin (gene sacs2). The coding region runs from base 188 to 12865 and encodes 4225 amino acids. Lineage: Eukaryota; Metazoa; Chordata; Actinopteri; Syngnathiformes; Syngnathidae. The transcript has 9 exons. The record is from RefSeq and is a predicted model, not a curated record.
UCGCCAUCCGCCAUCUUGAUGUUCCCAAAACAACAAUGCCGACCUUUGCGUUGAUUGCCAUUCGUGGCUGUGAGAGAACAUUCUACAGGUUAUCGUCGCCAACUUCUUGUCGGCACUAUUCCUUGUAUCGACCAAUCAGCUCCCUCCGACCGACUCUUUAUCAACACCAGAAACCACGCAAUGAAAGAUGAGCAUGAGCAGCAAGAAAAAAACACGGACUUCCUUUGGGGCAACAGCGCCACCAUUCAUUGACUACUUGAAAGACAUCUUACGUCGGUACCCGGACGGUGGACAAAUCUUGAAGGAACUGAUUCAAAAUGCAGACGACGCUCAAGCAACCAAAGUGACUUUUAUCCAUGAUGAGAGAAGUUACGGGACUCAAAACCUUUGGACUGAUGCCUUGGGAUGUUUCCAAGGACCUGCUCUGUACAGUUACAACAACGCGCCGUUUACUAACGAGGACUGGCAAGGAAUUCAGGCUGUCGGGAGGAGCAUCAAGCGCAAAGAUCCCACCACAGUCGGGAGGUUCGGGAUCGGUUUCAACUCCGUUUACCACAUAACAGACGUUCCAAGUAUAUUCAGCUCUGGCCACCUCGCCUUCUUGGAUCCCCAAGAAAAAUUAUUUGGGGAAAGACAAGGCGGUUUCCGUUGGUCGCUGGAUGACACCGAGCACCAAGAAGCUCUGACGACUAUGGCCGAUCAGUUCCAACCCUUUCGGGACGUUGUUAAGCUCGUAAGCGGAAAAGAGUGGUCCAAAGUCAUCAACCACGAUCAACACUUUGAUGGGACAAUUUUCAGACUGCCUUUGCGUGCCGAAACGUCAGAAAUUUCAGAUAAUUUGUACAACGCAAAUAAGGUUGCUGAGCUUUUUGGUAGCUUCUUUGCGGAUGCAGAUUUGAGUCUGCUGUUUUUGAAAAACGUGACCACGGUGAGCUUGAUGCACGUCGACGUCCAUGGCUCUGUGAGCACAAGACUCGAAGUCAAGUCCUCGGCCUCGGCAGGUGUCAUUUUGGAACCCCAAGACAAGACCGUCAUCGAAGGUUCAACCGGCCUCAAAGUGAUAACCGUCACUUCCGAAGAGCACAAAGAAACCAAGUGGCUUGUGACAACAUGUACCGUGAAGGAAGAAAAUAUAGAGGAACUGGAUAUCCUCGCGCAAAAGUUGAGCUUUGUUCCACGAGUUGACUUGGCAUUCCCGUGCGGAGAGAGGGGGGCCGUCAGCGGGGGCCGACUGUGUUGCUUUCUCCCGCUGCCGAACAACGACGGCAACAAGACGGGACUGCCGGUCCAUGUCAACGCCUGCUUUGGCCUCACAGAUAACAGGCGACACAUCAAGUGGCAAGAGGAAGAUCAGAUACAUGACGAACAAGCCGUGUGGAACGAAUUGCUGAUGAAGGCAGUGCUGCCGCAAGCGUACCGAAUGAUCGUUCGAGACGCCAUCGGGCACGCUCAAGAGACUUUUCUCCCCGCGUCCUCAGUUUAUGACCUGUUGCCGGAUCUGGCCGAGAUUCAGCACAAGGACAAAUGGUACGCCCUCGCCGUCGAUGUCCUUCGUCAGUUGUUCCAAGAAAACGUGCCGGUGCUCUCCCUCGCCAGAGAUGAAAAAAAAUUCAUCAGUCCGUCGGAAGCUGUGCUCCCUUGUACCGGCCCGGUUAGACCUGAUAUACUGGCCGCCGUUCGGAAAACCUUGCUUUGCUGUGGAGAGAAUCUUGUAACAUCUCCGAGCAACGUUGCGAGAGCCAUAGAAAAGGUUCACCCCCGGGCCAGCAGCCUAAAAUAUGCGACUCCAGCAUUCCUCAGGGAUGUCCUCCACAGGGUUGACGUGCGUCGCAUGUCCCGAGACGACAAACUCUGUCUUUUGGAGUUCAUCCUGAGCGAUGGAGAAUACCAGGAUCUCCGGGGUCUUGAGCUUCUCCCACUCAGUGAUGGCUCUUUUCGAGCUUUCACAGACAAAGACCAGGACACUGCCUUGAUUGACAGCAAGGAAUUUCCAAGAGUCCUGCUACCAUUUUGCGAAGACCUUUUCAUCCCAGAUGACUUGAGCCCAGACUGCACUUCCCAUUUGAAAGAACUGGCUCUUCAAAAACUAUUCAAGAUAAUCGUGAUUGACGCAGAUCAGGUGGCACAGUACAUCAGGAAGUAUUUGCCCGAGGACUGGAAGCUGUUGGACAAAGACCUCGUUAGCUGGGACAUCAACAAAAGUCUGCCUCGACCCAUCGACUGGCUCCAAGAAUUUUGGAAGUUCCUCAACGCUCACUUUACAGCGUUAAACCUUUUCGUUGACAUUCCGUUGAUACCGGUGGGUCCCCUCUCUUCCAGUCAGUCUGUACAACUGGCUAAAAUGAAUCCGAAGACAACUCUUGUUUUCCACCAAAGGAGGCAGAUUAGUUUGCCAGAUGAAAUAGCCAAGUUGGUAACAAAAGUCGGCGGGACAGUGGUCAGGGGAAACGAGUGGCUUAAGCAUGACGACCUUGAUUCGUAUGUCCUGUGUCCAUCUCCAAGAAGUAUUGUGACUAUCUUGACGAACGUCGAGUAUCACCAUCUCGUCAAAGAACUCGAGACCACGUGUCCCAGCGCUCGAGAAGAACUGAAGGAGUAUCUGUCUAGUCUGAAUUCUCUCUCAAACAGCGAGAGGGAUAUCCUCUCGAAGGUGCCUCUGUUUCAAAACACAAGAGGUGUGCCUCUCCCUGCACUUUCAAAAAAGGCUUUGCUUAUAGGUUCCGGUCCAAAAGUACCAAUGGAUCUUCCAAUGCCUGACUCAAUAGUGCAAUGUAUUACAGAUGCUGAUCGCAGCUUAUUGCAGUUGCUCAACAUUAAACUUUUGGACACGGCUCAAGCGGCUCAUCUUCUGAUUGAUAAGAUUGAAAGCAGAACCUGCAGCAAAAAGGACUCUGAAAAGAUCAUGAUUUGGAUACUCCAGCACAGCAGCAUCCUUUUCUCCCAAAAUAAGAACUUAAAACAUCGCUGCCGAGAAUUCGGCUUCAUGGAAGCAAAUGGAGUGCUGAAGAAGACCUCACACUUCCUCGAUCCAAGAGUUCCAAUUUUCAAAGUCAUUUUUGACGCUAGCUUCUUCCCUCCUUCUCCAUACUUGCAAACAGCGGAGAUGAUUGAAACCCUAACAGAACUUGGUAUGAGAAAAAGUGAAGCGGAUGUGUCGCCUGAGCACUUGCUGCACGCUGCCGCAGUGAUUGACGGGCUGCAAAUGAACUCCGAGACCUUCAGCAGAGCUCAGGCCCUCUUCAACAUGCUCGACGCUCACAAUCUUCUGCCUCAGUUUUCUGAUGCACAGCUUCAGAAGCUCAAAAUGCUGAAAUGGGUUCCGUGUGCUAACCCCGGCAGUAAAGCAGACCAGUUUUCCCUCUUCUGCCCUCACGAGAUCAGACACUCUCAGUAUGAGGACCUUGUCGGGUAUGUAAUGCCUCUGAUGGGAAGCCUGAGUGACAGAGUUAGCAACGAACUCGGUCUCAAACGACUGCCCCCACCAGAGAAAGUGAGAGACAAUUUGUUUGUCCUGACCGCUAACACAGAGAAAAUGGCCGAUCCCGACACAAAUGAAGAUUUCAGAAGGAGGUUGCAUAGUAUUUACAAACACAUGCAAGAUCACAUUUCUGACUUUGCAACAUUAAUUGAUGGUAACGUGCGUUGGCUGUGGUGCGGUGACCGUUUUUUUUCACCCAGGGAUUUGGUUCUAGACUACCCACCAAAUAUAGAUCUCAGCUUGUGGGUGAGGAAAUUACCAAAGGAAUUCCUACCGUACAAGAAGCUCCUGGAGGAGUUUGGUCUGAGAUUAUUGCUUUUGGAGCAUGAUAUUGUUAACAUUCUCCAUUCCAUCAUGGAAACCAUUGAAGGAAGACGGCCGGCAACUGCAAGCCCAUCUGAGAUAAAGGUCUCGGUCGAAAUUGUCAAAUGGAUAUGGAAGGAGAAGAUGACCGUUCAGGAGGACAUACCGGUGCCCGUCAUCACACAUGGCGGUCAACAAACCCUGAAAUCACUGUCGACGGCCGUUUUCUGUGAUUUGAGCAAAAAAGGCUUGGAGGGACUUCAGUACAGCAAGGAGCAAGUGCAUCUCCUACAUGACGAGAUUCCAAAAGCUGCUGCUGAAUGGUUAAACAUCCAGUUCCUUAGCACACACAUCCUCCAUCCUGAGCUCGUGGGGAUUGAGCAGUGCGGACAAUCUGAGCCCAUAACGAUGAGGAUUAAAAACAUUCUCAAAGAGUAUGAUGAAGAAAUGGAUGUCUUCAAAGAGCUCAUUCAAAACGCUGAAGAUGCCGGAGCAGAAACCUGUAAAUUCUUGGUGGAUUUCAGAAUACACAAAAGUACUCCCGAAAAUCUCAUAGAUCCAGGCAUGGCCCUUUGCCAGGGGCCUUGCCUUUGGGCAUUCAAUAAUGAAAAGUUCACAUCUGAUGAUUGGGAUAAUAUUGUGAGGGUGGGCUCUGCCUCGAAAGAACGCAAGGUGGGAAAAAUUGGCAAGUUCGGACUUGGGUUCAACACUGUGUACCAUAUCACAGACGUUCCUUCGGUCUUAAGCGGAAACAGACUACUUAUACUUGAUCCAAAUGUGACUCACCUUAAAAAGAUCAUCAGAAACAAAUCAAAUCCUGGAAUCAAGUUGGACCUCUCCCAAAAGCAACUAUUUCACUUUUUCCAUGAUCAGUUUAGACCGUACGAAAACAUUUUUGAUUGUAAUUUUACCACACAAUGUCCUCCAGAACCUUACCAAGGUACACUGAUCAAACUUCCUUUCCGAACUGAGGAAGAGGCUCUCAAGUCGGGGAUAAGCACCAAAGUAUACGACAAGCACAAUAUUGUCUCUUUCCAGCGAGAGUUUACAAAUGACUCUCAAACGCAUAUCCUAUUCCUGAAGAAUUUGAAAACAUUGUCUUUGCAAAAUAUCUCCAACCAAGCAGCAACUCCUCCGAGAGACGAAGAACUGCAAACAGUUUUCACUGUCACCAAAAGUACGCUGAGUAAAAUCGGAAUUGCAGACGUUUUUCAGUCAAGGCAGCUUCAAGCUGAAAAGUCAUUGCUGAACCAUGGUGAGAAUUGCAAAGAAGUUAUUGACUGCUGUGCUGCCAACAUUGUCCAAAUAAGCAGUGAACAAUCUGGUAGGAGACAGAGUCAGCCUUGGCUUGUGUACAACUGCUUUGGGACAAAACAGUCUUUAAAAAUGGCCUUGCAAGACAACAAGCAAACCAAGUUCUCUUUGCCAAUUGGGGGAAUAGCUGUGCCUUUGCAAAAAGGUCCAGAAAGUGCAAACUUUACCACGGCAGAAACCAAGUCCAGUGGCCAGGCGUUUUGCUUCCUCCCACUUCCCAUUCACACCGGUCUCCCAGUCCUUGUCAACGGAACAUUUGCUGUAACGAGCAAUCGUAAAGGUCUGUGGGAGAGUGGUGUGAAACGUGAGUGGAACAAAGCGCUUCUUCAGGAUUCCGUCGUGACAGCAUAUGUUACAGCACUUUUGGUGUUAAAGGACAUGUCGCAAAACGGCCAACUGGAAAGUUAUUCUUAUCACACCUUUUGGCCUGACAGGGAAAAAGUUUGUGACACGUUCAAACCGUUGGUUGAUAGCUUUUACUCCAUCAUCACCCAGCACUGCGUUGCCCUUGAGGUCUUCUGUGACGGCCAAAAGUGGUGUUCAGUGAACAAUGCCAUAUUUUUACAUGAGAGCAUCGAAGAAGAUGAAAAGAUCCACACACUUGUCACGCGAGUCUGUCAGAAACAUAUCAAAGCACCAAACCUUGUUGUUCCCCUUCCACGCUGGUUAAGAAAUAGCUUCACACAAGGUGGCUUUGAAAAGGUUGUACAGGAGAAAACGUGGAAUUGGGAGAGGUUCUAUCAAGAUGUCGUGUUUGAGAACCUCGCCACCUUGGACGCAAAGAGUAGAGAUGCUCUUUUGUUACACGCUAUCGACCUUAACUCGGAGGGAAUUGACCAUCUGCUAGGCAGGUAUCCGUGCAUCCCCGCGAUGGACGGACAACUCCAGCAUAUCGACAAACUCGUGAAUCCAUCAGGCAAAUUGGCUCGCCUAUUUGAAGACGAGCUUGGGAGAUUGCUUGGAGGUACAGAGAAUGACUUUCGCUCCUCGAAGAGGGUUCAACGUCUGCUGAAGCUUGGAAUGGCAGAUGACCAUCUUCCAAUGGAGGCUAUCGUUCAGAAAGCGGCAACCAUCCAAAGCAUUUGGAAGACUGACAAAAAUAAAGCGUAUGUGUAUUUGAAGGGCCUUCUUGAACUCAUGAAGGAUCACAUCUUUGACAGAGACUCUUCCCACUGGAAAACAUUGAGUAUGACUCCAUUCCUCCCCGCAUUUCACCACAGUGGUAAAAAAAAAGUCCUAAGAAGGCCAGUCGAGAUUUUCAGUGAGGAAUAUUCCCUGCUAGUUAACAAGACGCAACCUGUCCUGGAUCAUUCUGGGCUGAACAUACACAUUAGUGAUCCUAUCCUACAAAUUCUAGGCAUUCGUGACAGCCCAGUACCAGACAUCGUAUUCCAGCAGCUGGAAAAAGCAGAGAAAUCACAACACACGGACAAAUCUGAGAUUCUCAAGAUUGCCGAUGAAUGCUACAGAUUUCUGGAUAGCUGCAUAUGUGACUCAAAGAUGUCCGAACUUAUUUGCCAGAGGGCUAAUUCCUUCCCGUUCAUUUUUGACGGCAAAACGUUUGUCAAUGUGAGCCGUGUCGCUGUCAAAGGGCAAUUUGAGGCAAAGCCCUACCUUCAUGUACUUCCACCUGGCUUUGCUAGUUUCCAGAAACUCUGGAGGACUGUGGGUGUUGAAGACUCAUUCACUCUGGACCAGUUUGUUGCUGUGCUCCAAGAAAUUCAUUUGAAACACGGGAACAAUCCCUUGCCAAAGGAUGAUCUCGGAAUUUGUCUCUCAAUUUUAAACAGAGGCAUAUACUCUGCCAGUGAGAAUGUCACAAGCGCCUGUCUCAUACCCAAUGAAGAAGGCGUUUUGGUACCUGCCUCUCAGGUAUUUUUUAAUGACAGCCCGUGGAUGCCAGUUUCUGCGGAUGUCAUGCUCUGCCACAAGGAUAUCCCACGUGCUAUGGCACUUCAUUUUGGAAUCAAAACGACCAAACAUCAUACACUUCAAAACGUUGCUAAGAACCUCCCGCCACAUUCUUUCCAGUUUGAACAGAAGGAGGAACUAACUGUUAGGAUUAAAAACAUAAUUUCUGCCUACCCAUCAAAGAUGGAUAUCCUCAAAGAGCUGAUCCAAAAUGCUGACGAUGCGGAGGCAACAGAGAUUCACUUUGUUUGGGAUCGACGACAGCACGGCACUGAAAAAACCUUUGGGGAGAACUGGAACAGGCUACAGGGGCCAGCACUCUGCGUCUUCAACAACCGUGUGUUUUCAGACACAGACCUGGCUGGUAUUCAGCAGCUGGGAACUGGGGGAAAGCGCCAUAACCCAGGGAAGAUUGGAAAAUAUGGACUUGGAUUCACUUCUGUUUUCCAUUUGACUGACUGCCCCUCAAUCCUCACCGGAGAUUCCUUACUAUGCAUUUCAGAUCCCAAUCAAAAUUACAUUGAAAGUGAGCAUGUAGGUGCAGGCAUUGGCUAUACGCUAAACGAGACUUUAAAGGAGAUGUUCGAAGAUGUUUACAAAUCCUAUCUUCCAGACAAAUUUCCCCUGAAAGACGGAACCAUGAUCAGGUUGCCUUUAAGAACCGUUACCAUGGCAGAGACUUCAAAAAUAUCGCAUUGGGAAGUCUGUGAAAAAGACUUGGAAACCCUGUGUGCUGUCCUAACCGAAGACCCCGAAGGGCUCAUUCUGUUUCUGAGGAAUAUCUCCAAAAUUGUGGUCCAUGAAAUCAAUCGUCAGUCAGAGGAAAUCACAACAACCUUUGCAGUCGAAAAGAAAACCACACAAGCAAAAGAAGAAAGAGAGGCUAGCGUGUGGCAUCCUCAAAAUGAUGUUCCGGAUGAAGACUCAGUCACACGUAAGGCGAUUUAUGAAACAAUGAUUUCAACCUCAAAAAAGAGACAAAGUACAUGGAUCGUUGCAGAGCAGUUUCGCACAUUCCAGUCAAACAACGGAGAAGUAAAGCAUCCACAAGCAACUGUAGCAGCGUGUGUGAGAUCAGAAGGACCACGAGACUACAGUGUUUUCAAAGGACGGGUCUUUUGUUUGCUUCCUUUACCAGGCACGACUGGGCUACCCGUGCAUAUCAAUGGAGACUUUGUGGUCGACUCUGCCAGGAAAGGCCUUUGGAGACAGGAUGGUCAGAGUCUGAAAGCAAACUGGAAUGAGUCUUUGAAAAACAAUGUCAUUGCGCCACUGUACGCAGAUCUUCUUCAUUACAUCAGCCGGACAACGUUCGAGAAGACUGUGAGCGCUGCAAAAAUGGAGUCAUAUUUUACUAAAUCAUACUUCCGUUUCUGGCCAACAGUGUCUGAAGAUGUUAGUCAGGAAUGGCAGGAAAUGGUACACGGGGUGUACAGAUCCAUGAGCGAAAGAGGCCUUAAGGUUAUUCCAGUGCUGAGGAGCACGACACGUGUAACUCCUGAACAGCAAUUAACUACUCCCACUGAGUACUGUAUUGACUGGCGAGACGUAAGCGAAACCACACCAACGACCGCGCCUUACAUGGAAUCUUCCAAGCGGACGAUAGAUCACAUUUUGAGGGAGCUUGGCAUGGAUUUGGUUCCCUUCACCACAGAAACGAAGAGGAUAUGGGAUGGUUUCAGAUCAGCUGGCAUCGAUGUAAAAGAUGUAAAUCCUUCAAGUGUGCGAAUAUUUUUGAGCAGAAAGGCUGUCCAUAAUCCAAAGCGAACAAGCGAUGCAUUACCACUGCCUGUGUCUGACACACUCGUCAAAAACCCAGAAAGAUGCUCAAAGCUUCUUCAUUUCUGCUUGAGUGAUAUUUGCCUGGAAAACAUCACAGGUGAGAAUCCUGCUCUCCUCAACGGGCUUCCUCUUCUUCUCACAGCAGAUGAGGUUUUGAGGGUGUUUGACUACAAUUCCCCAAAACUGAUGUGCAAGUACAGUCAUCUGUUCUCUGGCUAUGAGAGCAAUUUUGUACAUCAUCAGACAAACCGUGAACACGAUAAGGUGCUAAAAGCCCUGGGCCUCGCCAGCGACUUGACAGUUCCUGGUGCUUCUGAUUGGUUGAAGCUCUUGAUUCAGCAAAAUCUGAGCAAAUGUGAGGUGGACCCACAGCACCAUCUGACUGUUCCAAAUAAGGAAAUGAUAGCCUGGCUGAAAUUGCUAUGGAAGUUUUUAUUAAGCAAUAUGAAAGCAAAAAAGAUCCCUAGUGGUGAUAAAGAUUUGACAUUAACUGAUGUGAAACAGCUAUUCGGUGAUUUCUGCAUUUUACCUGUUGUGUGCCCAAGGUCAAACAAGCACUUUCUUCAAAAACUGCAAGGCAUGGCCAGCGUGAUUCGUUUCCAAUUGGACAAAGAUAUAUCGGGAAUCUUGUUCAAACUCGGUUUCAUGAAGUUUGACAUUGCUUUUUUCAUAGAGUUCCAAUAUGACAAAUAUUCCGUUCUGGAACCCGAAUUUAUGAAUCUGAACGACAAAACGUCUGUGCUAGACCAAGUCGUUCUCAUAAACCACUCAGAAUUUGCCCAGCUUUCUUCUGAUGACAUGACAGAACUUCAAAACUUCCUGCAAUCUGGAGAGUCCAAAAAGUGUCCGGAAUAUCAGAGGAAGCUCCGGUCUCUGCCUCUGUUUGAAACAAUACAGGGGAAUCGAGUGAGGAUUGACGGCCAAGAAGCGGUUUACAUUCUUGACAUGCUCGCGCAGUCAUUUAAUAAAUUCCCAGACUUGUUCAAACCUCCCGAUUGCCACAACAUUUUUCUCAAAAACAAUCCCGAGAACAUCAGUGUGUCCCAGACUUUGAAGAUCCAGACUUUAAAUGACCUCCAGUAUUUCAUGAAGCUCAUCCUGCCUGUCGUCCGUAGACUCACAAAGACUCAGAAGAUUCAGUGCCUCAAACUGUUACUUUCACUGCAACUUUCUGACAGUUACUUGGAGCAUAAAUCGACCAUAAUCUCUCAACUUGAGACUGUGCCAAUAAUUGCCAAUGCUAACGGAGAAGUGGUGACAGUCUCGUACUACUUCGAUGACAGAGUUGCCUUGUAUCGGGCAAUGUUGCCCCGAGAAAGAUUUGUGCCUGCGAGUGUUUGGACUGAGCUGUGCGAAGGAAAACAAUAUAAAGAACAACCAGCACGGCAGUUACUCCAGGAACUUGGAAUGAACCAUGUUGUGUCCAAAGACGAUAUCAUACGUUUUGCAAAAGAUUUGGAGUCUGAAAUCGGGGCAAAGGGUCACUCCCAGGAGCUGGAACAGAAAUCCACCUUGGUUUUCCAAGAAGCCUUGAGUGUUGCAAGAGAUGAGAAAAUACUGCUGAAGAGCAUCACCAACAUUAAGUUCAUUUUCCCUGUUAAAGUAAAAAAGAAACUGUGUGAUUAUCAUUUGCCAUUCGUGCCAGAGACCACUGCUGUCCAAAUCAACGGUUCCUUAAUUGAGAACGGUCACGUGAAUCAAGAAUUGAUUUGGUCUUCAAUGCCAAUCAUUGAUCUACCGCUAAAAACUGAGGAGCUUCUGAAAAUGAUCACACAAGUGGGAGCUCACGAAAGACCGCCUGCGGAGUUUGUAGCCAGAAACUUGUUUAACGUGUGCCGGUCACCUUGUGAAACAGACGUUCAGAUUCAAACCCGCGCCACUGUCUUUCGAAGUUCUUACGCCUAUUUGCAAGCGAUCAACUUUGACAGCCAAUCACUGAAAGGUCUCCCACUCGUGUUGGUCGAAAAAGACAAAAAAGUGGUGAGAACGGAAAAUGUUGCACGUUCACUUCCCCACGACUCUGACUUCAGGCCGUAUUUGUACAAACUUCCAAACUGGGACAUUGUGUAUUGGCCAUUCUUCCAGAAGGUUGGUGUGAAGGAGGAACCGACGGCACUGCAGUACUGUAACGUCCUCUCGGCAGUCAACGCUGAUUCCAGCGCUAAAACCAGACUAAACGGAAACCAACAAGGAACAGUGAAACGUGCUGUGCAGCAGUUGUUACUGUUGAUGAAAAAGAAGUGUAACCAAUCUCUUUUGGAAAGCGUAAAGACUCUGUACCUGCCUGCUGUAGAUGGAAAACUCCACCCAUCAUGUGCACUGUACUUCAACGACACAGCGUUUGACCCCCAACGCUUGGAAGCAUCACUGGAGGAAGAGUUCUUGUUGCUUGAGAAACUCAGUGCAUGUCACCUGGGCACCGACAUCUAUGACCACUGUCGAAUUCUACAAUUGUUACCCCAGAGACUUCAACCUCAAAUGCUCUCGCAGGUCACCAGCGAGAAAGUCGUAGAGUCGCACAUGCAAGUUUGUGAUAUUGGUCUGGCCUGUGAGUUUCGUGGUUGGUUUGACAACCAUCUGACCUCAGGCGCAUUCACCCACGGACUGAUAUGUCUUAUAAGAGAGCAGUCAAAAGGUAAAAUCACUCAAGAAGCGGCUGCAGAUAUGUGUAAGAAAAUAUUUGGCAGCAUCGAGAUUGUGUGUUGCACAAGCCUGAUGUCGGAGCUGUGGCUCCAAGAUCGAGCCUUGAAGAACACCGCCUGCGAGACUGACGUUUUUGUCCAGCAAGAUCAAAAAGGGAGCACCUUUUACCUGAGACACAAUGACACCAUGCUCCUCAAGGUCAUAAACGAAGUAAACAUGACUUUGACAAAGGUGAUCAACUCUCUUUUAGGUGGUAGGAUUUUGCCAGAGCACCUCCUGGUCCUUGGACAGCUCCUGCUGUGUGACGACCUGCAAGAUGUUCGUAAGACUCUGGCCAAGAACGGGAUCCACGACAGCGUUGACGUACAAAGUUUUCCCGCCAGCACAGCGGCUUUGAAAGGAGACAUUCCGGAGGAGUGGCACGAUUGCUUGGAUAUGAAUGUCCUCAACAAUUUUGAAACGGGAGAAUGUGUAGGUUACUUCACUAACAACAAGUAUAUUUAUGCAACCAUUGUGGAGGAACUACCUGGACAAGCGGGACCUUAUUCACAGAGAUACAAAAUAAGAAUUGGUGAAGACGAGCUCAUCGAAGUUAGUAGUGUAGACCUCUACCAGUUUAAAUGUGAAAACAAUCCACAAACCGAGUCUGACCCAUCGCGAUCCAUCGGUAUGGAUUUGCAAGAAAUGACGUUCCAAUACUCUUCCUCAUGGGAAAGAAGUUUACCGGGAACUUACGAAGAGGCGGUGACGGAAAUCAAUCAAAGCUUGGCAGAAAUCUGGACUCUUCCUCAGGAGGAGAGGACUAAACCCGGCAAGCGGCUUUACCUCAAAUGGCACAAUUUCAAAAACCCUCAGUGCCAUUAUGUUUCAGAGGCAGUCGAAUACGUGAAACGCAGAACCUGCGUUUCAUUUGGAGUCUAUUACCAUCAAUGGGAUGAGGAGGCUUUGCGCCACAGAAGUAGCCGAGAACAAUUUGUCCUUCAACACCAUUCCUACAACUUUUGGGGCCAUAACAAAUACAUACCAAGGCCAAACCGCGGGGAGGCUCGGCGCUGGUGUCGGCAGGCCCGCUGUGAUCUCGGUGCGGCCCGCAACGAAAGUGGUGAGGGGAGCGCGGAGUGGUGUCUGUUCAAACUCCACCAGGCAGUGGAGAAGUCCCUCAUAGCUGCUGAGUACAAAAAAAACGGCCGGCGUCUCGGUGGCACCAUUUCAGCCAUGGCUGGAAAAAUGUCAGACUUUAGUCCCCGACUGGGAGACCUCCCCCUCUACGUGGCCGAACUGCAGGCCUUGGGCGUGGAUGCUAAAAAGACCCAAUACCCCGACUGCCAUCCUUUCCCCCGCAUCCCAAAUGAAAGUUUCCAUUCGGCCGAUUUGGGUGCAGCUUUGGACACGGCGACUCAGCUCCUUGACGCGGUCGAAACGUACGUGGAUUGAGGCUCUACAAUGACCAUACGCCAUCUUUAAGACCCGCUUACCCUUUUGAAUUCACCGGAACGAUCCUGUUGGUGUGAAAGAGUGGAUUUGUUUGCGACUCGUUUUGUCUGGGACCAGAAUAAGAACGCAGCGAGGUUACGUAUGCCGUGUUGCCGUCAUUCAUCAAUUUUCAAGCAUCGGGUUCAUGUUCUACAACUCUCUGCAUUUUGAGCUACAUUAUCCGUCCAGUAAAUGUUAAUGUGAAUCGAGUGCCUGGUCGUAGUUGCCGCAAUUACUUGCUGCUACAAUAUAUGGACCAAUGUGUUCUACAAAUCCACAAUUUUAUGAAGACUUGAACAAAAUUGCUCAGUUUAUUGCUCUUCAGUGGUAGCUUUUAAAAUUGAUGUCAAGUUUUUGCGAUUAAAGAAGAAAAAAACAGAUCAAUAAAAAAACGUGUUAAAACCUUGUCGACUGUUUGUGUUACAUUUAA